UCGAGUCGCGGCCCGGAGAGGUGAAUAUGCGCGUACUGCUCGCGCUCCUGCUGUGCGCCGGCCCGGCCUGGGCGCGGGACUGCGAGACGGGCUGGUACCGCGCGGCCGAGGGCGAGCCGUGUGCGCCCUGCUCGGUCUGCGCCGCCGACCAGCGCCAGCUGCUCGCCUGCCGGCCGUUCGCCGACACCCUGUGCGAGGGCGCGCGCAACGUCCCCCCGCCGCCUGUCACCGCCGAAGAGGCGCACCGCAACCGGCUGGCCGAGGAGCGCGUGCGGGCCGACCUGCAGCGCGCCACCCAGGAGCUGAACGUGCAGCGCACGCGGCUCGAGACGCUCGUCUACGAGUGGCAGACGGCCGUCUUCGUCGUCUCCAUCCUGGUGACGUUCGCGCUGGUGUUCAGCUUCCUGGCGCUGGUGCUGCGCCGUACACGCACCGUUGUGCGGAAAGGCGUGGAGGACUACUCUCACCUGAUCCUGAACCGGGAAGACGAACACAGAGACGGCAAUGACCAGAGCUCGUUAGCCUACGCCGACUUCGAUACCAUUAAAAUAGGUCGGCGACCGUUCGACUCGCCGUACACGGACCUGAGCGCGCCUCGCUCCUCGUCUGCGACGCGAGCCUCGGCCACGUGCGCCACCAACUUCAACCAUCUACCGCGGCACCAGGUCUAGCGGCUCAUCCGGCCGGUCGGCGCGGGGCCGUCCCAGCCCGCCGCGGCCCGCCGGGGAGGCACCGCAGUGGCGAACCGUCCAGCUGUUGCGUCAUCAUCACACCGAACACCGUCACGGCCGGUCUUGACGGCGGAGGCGGCGCGGCAGCUGGGGAACACGACCGAGACACCGGGACCAACGCAGACCAACUCAGAGACGCGCGGCGCCGCGGCGGACAGACACCCGGGAGACGCGUCCACCUGAGGGGGCGCACAUGGUCCAGGCACUGGCGGCGCAACGGCGCACUGUCCCUCCAGGGUCGGCUCCUGGCCGGGUGGGGACGUCAUGCCUGCGAGGCCAGGACGCCGUUUUAGGGACUUCCGCGAGAUGCACUGUGAGCAGACGGGAGUCAGCCCUCCCCAGACGUUGCGCGGACGUCUGAGUGAUACAGCACAGGUGCGAGAUGGCGGGGUUUGACGUGUUGCGGCCGAGUUUCGUCCCUCCUGCCAUACGAUCGAUGUACAAGUGAGCGGGCGUAGUCGUAACAAAAUACACGUGUUGAACUAAC
Messenger RNA from Pollicipes pollicipes, 1218 nucleotides. RefSeq lists its product as uncharacterized. NCBI's taxonomy places the organism in Eukaryota, Metazoa, Arthropoda, Thecostraca, Pollicipedomorpha, Pollicipedidae. The coding region runs from base 27 to 671 and encodes 214 amino acids. The transcript is spliced from 3 exons. The record is from RefSeq and is a predicted model, not a curated record. Gene Ontology annotation, molecular function: protein binding.